UCCGCCUUGGUGACUGUUCGCGUCGGAAAAGAGCCAGAGAGCAAAGACUUCGUCGCCCACGAAUCGAUCCUCACCUCACGAUCGGAGUUCUUCCGCCGCGCCUUGAACGGCAAUUGGGAGGAAGCCCACGCGCACAUAGUCCACCUCCCUGAAGACGAGCCGGAUAUAUUUGGAAUCUAUCUCAAUUAUGUCUAUACCGGUCGGCUCCAUACAAUGUCGGUGGACAGCGAGGAACUUGCUACCCUGGACCACAACAAAUUUAGGACGACCGUCAAUGAGGAAUAUAACAAUCUCUUCUGCCUCUAUAUCCUUGCAGAGAAGCUUCAGGAUACCCCGACCAAGGAUGCUACUUUCACCGCUCUCUUA
Trematosphaeria pertusa is the source of this 366-nucleotide messenger RNA. RefSeq lists its product as uncharacterized. The record is from RefSeq and is a predicted model, not a curated record. The annotation marks the transcript as partial. Gene Ontology annotation, molecular function: protein binding. NCBI's taxonomy places the organism in Eukaryota, Fungi, Ascomycota, Dothideomycetes, Pleosporales, Trematosphaeriaceae. The transcript has a single exon.